GAGACGCCAUUAGAGGGAGGCGGAGAAGGAGAGCUCUUCGCUUUUCCUCUGGUGUCUGACGUGUUGUGCGGCGCUCGUCGUUCUAGGACUUUCUCUCGGCUCUUCCAGGCCUCGCCCGAGGAGGGAGCAGAGCCGGCGCCCGGGCGGGAGGGCAGAGGGGCGGGCAGCGGGUGCGGAGGGCCUGAGCCGGCCGCGGCCGUGGGGAGCUCGGCGCGGUUCUCGGGCUCAGGCGGCCGGGGAGCGGCGGGAUGGCUGCGGCCGGCGGCGGCGGCGGCGGGGCGGCGGGCCGAGCCUACUCGUUCAAGGUGGUGCUGCUGGGCGAAGGCUGCGUGGGGAAGACGUCGCUGGUGCUGCGCUACUGCGAGAACAAGUUCAACGACAAGCACAUCACCACGCUGCAGGCAUCUUUCUUAACAAAGAAGCUCAAUAUUGGUGGGAAAAGAGUAAACCUUGCCAUAUGGGAUACAGCAGGUCAAGAGAGAUUCCAUGCAUUGGGUCCAAUCUACUACAGAGAUUCAAACGGAGCUAUUUUAGUUUAUGAUAUAACAGAUGAAGAUUCAUUUCAGAAGGUAAAAAACUGGGUCAAAGAAUUAAGGAAAAUGUUGGGAAAUGAAAUUUGUUUAUGUAUAGUUGGUAAUAAAAUAGACUUGGAAAAGGAGAGACAUGUUUCUGUUCAAGAAGCAGAAUCAUAUGCAGAAUCUGUGGGAGCAAAACAUUAUCAUACUUCAGCCAAACAAAACAAAGGAAUUGAGGAGCUCUUUCUUGACCUUUGUAAAAGAAUGAUAGAAACAGCACAAGUGGAUGAGAGGGCAAAAGGCAAUGGCUCCAGUCAACCAGGAGCUGCAAGGCGAGGUGUACAGAUUAUUGAUGAUGAACCUCAAGCCCAGAGCAGUGGUGGAGGGUGCUGUUCUUCUGGAUAAGUGUUGACUCCUAAGAAAUUAAAAAAACUGUGGAUCAUUACCCUCAACAUGAAGACUGCCAUAUUCCAAGUCACAUUAUUUUACCAAUGGAGUUAUAGAAUUAACAGUAUUUUAAAUUACAUUUGUAACACUGCAGAGACCUUAAGUGCUAAACUUAGUGGAGUUUGUGACCAGAGAAUUGGCAUUUUCUACAAAUGUUAACAAAGCAAUUACCAAUGGCCUUUUUACAUAUUUUUUUCUUUAAUGAGGAAUAAUAUGCAUGUAGAAAAGACCUACUUAAAGGCUUCAUUUAUAUUCUUUUAAAUCAGAUCUUUAUUUAAUAACUUAUGUAUGUUGUUGGUAUGGUAUACAUUUUUGCAGCCCUUUGUAUUUUGUGGUAGUUUGAAUUGUAUCACUUCUAAACGGCAAACUGUUUCUGUUUUUGUUUUUGAUUAGCAGAUACCUGAAGUACUAUUUUUGCAGGGUUUGCACAGGCUCCUAACUGUCUACUACUUUGAUAUAAUCUAUACACAAUCCUGUAUGCUGAGCUGGUAAAAUACAUUGUAAAUUACAUAUUAAAUAUUUUAUCUGCUUUUACAAGCGCAAGGUGCAAAAAUGUAUCAAUAGUUUUAUUGAUGACUGUCAAGUGAAUUAACAUUUGGUGAUAAUGCCUAAGCUUUUUGACUCUGUUAAAAGAUAAAGAUCAUCACUCCCCUUUACUUUUGUCUUAACUUGAAAAUGGCGUGUUUAAAUUUUCAUACAUAUUUUACUUGAAUUACUGCUGUUGUCCCAUUUUUUGCUUCUGUAAGUCCAUACAAUAAUUGAACAGCAGCAUUUGCCUUUUGGUGUGGGUUCUUUUUGUUUGUUUUUUAAUUAUUAUUAAAACAAAGAUGACUUCUGAUUGGAAUGGUUACCUUAGAAGAAUUUGAGUGGAGCAUGCUGAGUUUCACCUUUGCAAAGCUUUAGUUUUCUUUUAGGCUUUUUAAGAGAUGGGUUCACUGGUGUGAAAAAAGAGAAAAAGGUCCCCAGAUGGUAGCCAUUCACCAAGAAACAGUUCGUAUGGCUUGUUAAUGUUACUUUAUACUCCUGAGGCAGCACUUGGAGAUCCCUUGGGAGCAAGUUGUAUUGGUCAUUGCUUGUCAGAAAUGAACACAGAAAGUUCUGUUUCAUUUUACAAGAGCUAUCCUUCUGAGUUUCUCUGGAGGAAGCAUUUCAUAUACAGUUAUAGUGAACACUGGAAAGAUUUAUUAUAAAAUUAUUUUCUUGUGUACUUUGUAAAUUAGUCCCUCAUUAGAUUUUAUUUCUUUACUAUUGGGCUGAAAUUUGUUAAUUUUAGUAGAAUCAAGCACUGCUCACAGAAAGAACACAGAUUGUGAAAAUUAACAUAAUUUGUUCUUGUUCUAACAUAUAUACAUUUUUCCAUUUCUGUCAUGCUUGGAAAACUAGUAAAUGUUAUGUCUAAGAUAAAAUGGAAUGGUCCCUGGAUUUACUUCUUAUAAGAAGCAGUAGUAUGUAAUAAAGGUGUUAGCAUGAUCGAUUAUAAGGUUAUAGUUACUGAAGAAAAACUACCAUGUUUUUAAGUUAAUAACUUAAACGUUCCUAAAUGAGUUAAAAGUUGAAUGACUGAACACUUUGAUGUUUGUGUUCCGUGAGCUCUCACUUUAUAUUUAAUUAUUGUCCUUGCCAAACUCAAUACACUUGACUUCUCUGUUAAGUGUAUUUGAGGAUGAUCAGAAUGGAAAGUCAAGGAGAUCAGCUGAUAUUGUCUUCUUUUAUGGGAUGAAAAGAGACUUUGUCUAGUCUCUUGGUUUCCUGUGAAGUUAGUGUUAUGUGGGGUUGAAAGGGGCAGUGAGAAUUGUGAGUCACAGGAAAAUUUAUUUUUGCCCUUCUGGUUCUUUUAGAAGGAGUAAAGAAAGCUGCCAUUCUUACUGUUAUAUAUAGGUGGGAAAUAAGCUCUUCUUAUGGAAUAGAAUAUGGUUUUAAACUAGAGAUGAAUGGACUUUGUUCCAAAAAAUGUUGUAAAACCUGGUAGUUGGAGACUACUUCAGUUCUUUUAAUUGUAUAAAUUCCAGAUAGGAAUUUUGCUCCAGAGUUGCUGGAUAGUUAUCAGUAGGUGAUAAACUUCUUUUUUUUUUUUUUUCA
Messenger RNA from Castor canadensis (American beaver), 3041 nucleotides. RefSeq names its product RAB21, member RAS oncogene family (gene Rab21). Gene Ontology annotation, molecular function: GTPase activity; GTP binding. Lineage: Eukaryota; Metazoa; Chordata; Mammalia; Rodentia; Castoridae. Gene Ontology annotation, biological process: Rab protein signal transduction. The record is from RefSeq and is a predicted model, not a curated record.